CUGACGCCCCCUCUCGCCCGCAGUGUGAAGGUCUGGGACCUGCCGCAGCAGGCGGUGCUGCGCUCCUACAGAGCUCACUCCGGUUCAGUGACACGUGUGGCUUCCUGUCCUGGUAAAGACACUGUGUUCCUGUCCUGUGCUGAGGACAGCAGAAUUUUACUGUGGGACACCAGAUGCCCCAAACCAGCCACUCGAAUCGUUUGCAGUGCCUGUAAUCACCUCCCUACCUCAGUCAUGUGGCACCCACAGAAGAGUGAUGUCUUUGCUUUGGGUGACGAGAGUGGAACGGUUGCACUAGUGGACAGAAGGAACCCAGACUCUGCCCUCAGCUCCUCCGUGCACACCCGAAGCAUCACAGGCUUUGCAUUUUCUGCACACAGUUCACCCUUGCUGGCUUCCAUCAGUGAAGACUGUUCAGUAGCUGUUCUUGACUCAGACCUCUCAGAGGUGUUCCGGAGCCGUUCUCAUCAGGACUUCGUGACGGGCGUGUCCUGGUCCCCCUCAGAGGAUGCCUUGCUGACCACUGCUGGGUGGGAUCAUCAGGUUUUACAUCACACUGUUCCCAUACCAGCUGGUGAAGCUUCUGGAGUCAACUGUGUAAAAGAAUAG
Molecule: messenger RNA, 609 nt
Organism: Merops nubicus (carmine bee-eater)
Lineage: Eukaryota; Metazoa; Chordata; Aves; Coraciiformes; Meropidae
Gene: WDR77
Product: WD repeat domain 77
Exons: 7
Biological process (GO): oocyte axis specification
Cellular component (GO): methylosome
Molecular function (GO): protein binding
Source: RefSeq, a predicted model, not a curated record